AGUGUGGCUGCGUGGUCGGAGAGCGGAGCUGACGGAGCUGCUUUUUCAUUGAUGAAAAGACGUGAAUUUAGAGGAGAAACAAACUAAAGCAUCGAUCCAACAUCUCUACCAACGUUCGUAUCGAUACUUGGAUCGAUCACCCACCCUGAUCUCCUGGAUGUGACCUGAGAACAGCGCUAAUCUGUCUGUGGGCUCAGCUACAGGAGGAGAGUCUGACGGAGCAGCAGAGGAACAUUUUCAGCCUCUACAGAGGAAACAAUGAGUUCAACACAACAGGACCAACAUGGACAGAGAAUUGAGUGCUCUCAGGAGGCUGACAAACCUCACAGAACAAAGGGAGUAAAAAAAUACUCCUGUGAUCAGUGUGGGAAGAAUUUUCCUGAUAAAGCUAAAUUGAAAUAUCAUCAAGUCAUUCACACUGGAGAGAGACCGUUCAGCUGUGACGUGUGUGGAAAGUCUUUUACCCUGGCUGGAAACUUAAAAACACACCAGCGCAUCCACAGUGGAGAGAAACCGUACCGCUGUGAUCAGUGUGGCAGAACUUUUACUCUCAAUAACAGUUUAAAGAGUCAUCAAAUUACCCACUCUGGAAUUAAGGCAUACAGCUGUGACUAUUGUGGAAAAGCCUUCAGCCACAUAGGGAGCAGAAAUGCACACCUCCGCAUUCACACUUUACAUGACGUGUACUGCUGUGAUCAAUGUGGUAAAAAGUUUGCAACAGAUUACCACAGACAACAGCACAUGUUUACCCACACUGAGGAGAGGCCUUAUCAAUGUGACCUGUGUGAUAAGACAUUUAAAGCUCCACAUUACCUCAAAGUACACCAAAAGAUCCACAGCAGAAAGCGACUCUACAAGUGCAGUUACUGUGAGAAGCAGAGCCACACAGAUGGAUCCAGUUCUCAGCCAUGUCUUCUCUGUGGUGGUGGGAAAGCGUUUCGCUGUGACUUUUGUGGGAAAACCUUCAAUCAUCAACACACCUUAAAAACACAUCAGCGUAGACACACUGGACACAACCUGAACUACUGCAAAGAAUGUGGGAGCAGCUUCCCCACAGCACGUGGAUUAAAACGACAUGAACUCUACCACAGUGGGGUUAAAAAGCACGUCUGUGACCAGUGUGGGUCAUCGUUCGCCACUGAAGACUACCUUAAAGUACAUAAACGAGUCCACACAGGAGAGAAACCACACAAGUGCAGACACUGUGAGCAAAGCUUCUCACAAGCAAGUAGUCGUAGCCUUCAUGAACGUGCACACAUUGAAGGGAACUUCAGCUGUGACCAGUGUGACAAGAGCUUCAAGAAUCUUGGUUCAUACACCCGACACAAACGAUCCCACGCUUCAAAGAAACUGUUUCACUGUUACCAAUGUGCAAAAACAUUCACUUCAUUAUCUGCUCUGUCCAAACAUCAGCGUGAUCAUGCAGGGCGGAAAUCAUUCCCAUCAUUGGAUCACAAUGAAUCUGCAGACACACAAAGAUCCUCUUCUGGUUGCACAGUCAAACUUGAAAACCUUGAGAUCCAGAUCCACUGAAUUCCGAUGGAAUCUCCUGUAAACAGUGUCAGUUAAUGUCACACUUUGAUCUGAUGAAGUAGCUCUGAUUUCUGGAUUUGCAGUGAAUAAUCCUGAAUCUGACAGUUAGGAAUCUGCAAGUACAGAUAUAUACAUCAAGGUUUUUAUUUUUCUUUGAGAAAUUACAGUAUUUAGUAGUAGUACUUGUAUUAAAGAAACGUCUGCUAUAUCCAACUGAUACUGCAGCCAAACUUUAUCUUUAAUAAGUACUUAAAGGUUGGUUGAGUCAGUGCAGCACUGUGUUCAAUAAGCAGCAGCCAUCGAUAACUACAGACAUCAUGUCUCAUUAGAAUUUAAUUAUUCAACUAAAUAAUUUCUCACAGGUGACCCUGUCUGUGGUUAUGAAUAUUAGCAGGUCAUUAAUAUCCAUUUAUAACACUACAAUAAAGUUAGAGUUGUUAUAAUUGGAAAUCGAGGGGCCCAUAGCUCAGGAGGUAAAGCAGGUCAUACACUAAUUGGAAGGUUGGCCGUUGGAUUCCUGGCUGCUAGAGGCUGCAUGCCAAAGAUACUGAAGUCCAAGUUGCUCUCUGAAGCAAUCAUUGGAGUAUGAAUGUGUGUGAAUGGACAGAAAGCACUUAGCUACAGAUGGAGGUGCUUGUAUGAAUGGGCGUGAAUGGCUAAAUGCAAAAUGUUGUAUAAGUGCAUUAACUGCUCAGCUAGAGUAGAACAGCGUCAUAUAAGAACUAGUCAAUUUACCAUUUAUAGUUUGUUUUUAAUUACUCUGAAUUUUCUUUUUGUAAUUUUAGUUUUUAAUCCAGUUUAGUUUGUUCCAAGUAUGGAUUUAUAUUAGCGUAGGUUUUUCUUUGUUUCCUUUUUGUGUUACUUUUCUUUGUAUUGCAGUAAUAUGUGGAAGUGUUGUCAGGAAGAGGACAGAUUUAGGAAGUACAGAGCAGGUAUUACAAUUCAAACACAGCAUCUUUGUGAAUGACUCAGUGAUGUAGAAAUCCAAGUCUCAGACAUCUGCCCACUGAGUUAGCUUUGAAUCUUUUUAUAAUCCUUUUAAUGCUUUUGAUUUUAGUCAUGGGUGUAAACUUAAACAUGAUCAGCAUUUUAACUCUGACCUAAAGAAUGUGGAAAAGAGACUCGUGGAUCAACAAGAUCCACGAGGAAAUAAGAAGUCGUUCUUAU
This is a messenger RNA of Archocentrus centrarchus (flier cichlid), 2700 nucleotides long. RefSeq names its product zinc finger protein 224-like. Lineage: Eukaryota; Metazoa; Chordata; Actinopteri; Cichliformes; Cichlidae. The record is from RefSeq and is a predicted model, not a curated record. The coding region runs from base 259 to 1533 and encodes 424 amino acids. The transcript has 4 exons. Gene Ontology annotation, biological process: regulation of transcription by RNA polymerase II. Gene Ontology annotation, molecular function: DNA-binding transcription factor activity; RNA polymerase II cis-regulatory region sequence-specific DNA binding.